Ilex paraguariensis (yerba mate) is the source of this 684-nucleotide messenger RNA. The record is from the annotation of a GenBank genome assembly. Lineage: Eukaryota; Viridiplantae; Streptophyta; Magnoliopsida; Aquifoliales; Aquifoliaceae.
AUGGAGAAUUGUGGAGUUGUGAUUCACUCAAGCGAUGCUUAUUCCACUCUCAUGAAUCCAAUUUAUGGUGGGACAAUAAAAAAGAGUUUGGGCCUAGGAAAGAAUAAGAAAACUCAGCCACAGCAGGGUUUGGGGAAAGGGAAGAAUAAGAAAACUCAGUCACAACAACCACAAGUUGAAAUUCAGAAUGAAGUUGCACCUGAGGAUAAUAUUGUAGCCCAAGAUGUCCCAAAUUCUUCCACAAGUGGUCUUCCUCCAUUGGAUGAUCGAUUGUCUUUAUUUGGAGCUAUGCUGGUACGAAUGGGCAGAAAGAUGGAGGAAUUUGAAAAUACUCAAAAUGAAAUAAAGGAGUCUCUCAAGGUACACCAAGCUAGGCCCAGAGCUAUGGAUACUGCUUCUAAUCUUGCGCUGCUUCAGUCUCUUCAAAUCUUUAUGCCAUGCACAGUCUAUGAACUGGUCAUUGAAUUUGACUCCCAAGUUCUUGUGAAUAUGAUCAAUCAAAGGUUUAUGGAAUCAUGGAAAUUUUGGAAUCUUGCUCAGAGGAUAUUCUCCAUUUUAAGAGGGUUCAAUUUUCGAAUUGAGCAUACUUUUAGGGAAGAAUGCUCCUCAGCUGAUGUCUUCAACUGCCUCAGCUGGGCUGCUGCUCACUCAAUUAUGGCAUUGGUUGCUAGAGUGCUUUUAUAG